Monomorium pharaonis (pharaoh ant) is the source of this 8103-nucleotide messenger RNA. Its product is annotated as tetratricopeptide repeat protein 28. NCBI's taxonomy places the organism in Eukaryota, Metazoa, Arthropoda, Insecta, Hymenoptera, Formicidae. The record is from RefSeq and is a predicted model, not a curated record. Gene Ontology annotation, molecular function: protein binding. Bases 1285 to 7581 code for a protein of 2098 amino acids. The transcript has 15 exons.
AUUCUCAAUAAGUUUUUUUAAGCAUAAGUUUGGCAGAGCUCCAAGAUUCUCUAAAAAUAAUCCGUCCCAGAAAUGCAUGGAAUAAUUUUUUAAAAGCUCGCUUAAUUCUAUUUUUGUUUGACUUCUAAAAAAUUAUUGUAUUGUAAAUGCAAAUCCGAUUUGUGCUUGACAAAUAUGCAUGGAAGAUUAAAGGUAACAUUUAAGAUUUAUUUUCACAAACUGUUAAAAUUUGAGUUUUUAAUCAUAGUCAUUACGUGCGUUAAAAAGUUAUAGUUUUUAAUUAUUAACAUUGAUACAAUUUUUCUUUUUGUUGCAUAGACUAAACCUUUUUUCAUCAUUUACAUUUCUAUAUAUGCAUACAGGAUAUAAUAACGCGAAGUCUCAAAGACCUCAAAGAAUGCGAUUAUUCCCCGGGAGAUUCUCCUCGAUCUAUAAAUAAUUAACAAAUUACGUGGGAUUUGCAAGGCGAGAUGAAGCCAGCUGCUCUUUAAUAUUUGAAGCGCGAGGCGCGGAGCGGCCUUACAAAGCGGCGCAUCGGGGUUCGUCUCGGACCGUAUCUUUGCGUGCAUGGCUCAUGUUUCCACAUGGAAGAAUAUAGGGCCAUAAGGCCGAUUAGAUACUGAUAGGCGAGCGGAAUAAUUGGGACAGUAGUGGAGAAAUCCGAGUAGCAUCCUGAGCGCUAAGAUUGCUAGGAGAGAGUAUGGAAGACUUUGAGUUUGAAUCCCGGUCGGCUCCGUUAAUUUUUUCGUCGCUUACACACAACGAGCGGGACAACACACGACUGGGGUCCCAUCGGGGCCCGGUGAGGCGGCGGAGGAGGAGGAAGAGAGGAGAGGCGAGGAGAGGACUGGAGCACAUAGAAGAAGCAAACAGCAUCGGACAGGCAGCAUGGGCAGCAGGCAGCAGUGCCGGCUCCGCUCUGGGCCCAACGGGGGGACCCGGGGUCACAUUCCAAGAUGGCUGUGCCUGAGGAAUGCAGUGGGUGCCCCCCUAAGACGCCUGCCUCCCUCCUUUUUUAUUAAUCGGUCCCAUUUGCUCGUUCUAGCGAAAAGAAACCCUCUUAUUACUGUUCGCGCGCGGUGAAACAAUGUAACGCGUGUAUACGCAGGGUUUAGUUUGCGAGCAGACGCCGAGAAAAAGUGUCGAGGUGAAUCCCACAGGUGAGAGAGCGCGGGACGGAGAAAGAUAGAGGCACAUUGCACGUUCAAUCCGGGGCCUGAUCUUCAUGCAAGCACGCCGCAGAUGAUGCCCAUGCCAGAGGAUGCUACUAGCUCGUCUUAAGCAAUGUCUCAUAGGGAUAUCUCUGAGGUGGAGCCCGAAGGUACGUCGGCCUUGGCCGCUGGAUCCAGGGCCCUAUUCUUAGAAACAGUACGCAGGAGUAACGCAGCGUGUCAGAAUGGAGAUUAUGCACUGGCUGCGACAUUGUAUACGGAAGCUCUUGCUUUGGAUCCUCUCAGUCACGUGUUGUACUCAAACAGAUCAGCUGCCAGGCUCAAGAUGGGAUUAUUUGCGCUUGCUUUGCAGGACGCUGUUCGAGCUACUGAGUUGAGUCCGCAGUGGCCAAAGGUAUAUAUUCUUCCUUGUAUGUUUGUGUACAGCUCAUCACAUUUCGGUUCUAUAACAAUCUGCAAUAAUUUUCAGGCGUAUUAUCGGCAAGGAGUAGCACUGCAAUGUUUGGGACGUCACGGAGAAGCGCUCGUUGCCUUCAGCACGGGAUUAGCUCAUGACGCAUGCAAUCAUCAAUUAUUAUCAGGCUUGGUAGAAGCAUCGUUAAAAUCUCCGCUACGACCGACUUUGGAACCGACGUUCCAACAGCUGCGCGCGAUGAAGCUUGAUGAAUCUCCGUUCGUCGUCAUAUCCGUGGUCGGUCAGGAGCUGCUUGGAGCUGGACAAUACAGAGCGGCUGCCGGCGUGUUGGAGGCCGCGCUCACCAUCGGUUCAUGCAGUCUGAAAUUGAGAGGUUCUGUAUUUUCCGCUCUGUCCAGCGCAUACUGGGCACUGAACUCUCUGGACAAGGCAAUCAACUAUAUGCAGCAGGAUCUAGGAGUGGCGCGUUCCCUGGGGGACACGCAGGGCGAGUGUAGAGCCCAUGGGAAUUUAGGAUCUGCUUAUUUCAGCAAGGGCAGCUUCAAGGAAGCCCUAACGGCUCAUAGAUACCAACUCGUUCUAGCUAUGAAAUGUAAAGAUACGCAGGCGGCGGCUUCGGCCUUGACCAGUCUGGGACACGUCUACACGGCGAUCGGCGAUUUGCCAAACGCUCUGGCCUCCCAUAAGCAGUGCGUACAAUUAGUGAAGCAGAUGGGAGAUCGAUUACAGGAGGCCCGUGAGAUCGGUAACGUCGGAGCGGUCUACUUGGCGAUGGGGGAAUUCGAGAGUGCCGUCGACUGCCACACGCAACAUCUGAGAAUAGCCAGGCGUCUGGGUGAUCGCGUGGAAGAGGCGAGGGCUUUCAGUAACUUAGGAUCGUCUCAUCAUUAUCGUAGAAAUUUUGGGCAGGCAAUGGCUUAUCACGAGAACGUUCUAAGAAUAGCUCAAGAACUUGGGGACAGAGCUAUAGAGACUAGAGCGUAUGCAGGAUUAGGUCAUGCUGCUAGAUGUGCAGGUGAUUUGGCGCAAGCCAAGCUCUGGCAUCAGAGACAGCUUGACGUCGCAUUGACCACGAAAGAUAAGGUGGCUGAGGGACGAGCCUGCAGCAAUUUGGGCAUAGUAUAUCAGUUGCUUGGCGAGCAUGAUGCUGCUUUAAAAUUACAUCAAGCGCACUUGGGAAUCGCGAGAUCGUUGGGAGACAAAGCCGGUAUGGGUAGAGCGUACGGAAACAUCGGCAAUGCUUAUAAUGCCUUAGGUUAUUACGAACAAGCCAUUAAGUACCACAAGCAGGAAUUAACGAUAAGCAAAGAGGUAAACGAUCGUAGCUCGGAAGCCAGCACACAUGGAAAUCUGGCGGUUGCAUAUCAGGCUGUGCAAGGCCACGAAGCGGCAUUGAGACACUACAGAGCUCACCUGGCUAUAGCGCGUGAACUGAAAGACACGGCCGGUGAAGCGUGUGCUCUUCUAAAUCUCGCCAAUUGUCUCUCUUCGCGCGGUAGAUUUGAAGAGGCAGUGCCUUACUACGAGCAUUAUCUGAUGCUGUCGCAAGAAUUGCAUGACGUUGAGGGAGAGGCCAAAGCGUGUCAUUUCUUGGGAUAUGCUCACUACUGUCUGGGAAAUCAUCGAGAGGCCGUCAGAUAUUACGAUCAGGAUUUAGCGCUAGCGAAGGAUCUGCAAGAUAAAUCUGGAAUGGGUAGAGCUUACUGCAAUUUGGGAUUAGCUCACUUGGCAUUGGAAAAUCUAGAUACCGCUCUGGAAUGUCAAAAAUAUUAUUUAGCGAUCGCGCAUAUGACCAAGAAUCUGGCCGGGAAGUUUCGCGCUCUUGGAAAUAUCGGCGAUUGUUUGUUGCGUAUGGGAGAGGUUGAUGAAGCUGUUAAGAUGCAUCAACGUCAGUUAAACUUGGCACGUCAAGCAGCCGAUCGUUGCCUAGAAGCGGCUGCCUACGGUGCGUUAGGAAUCGUUCAUCGAGCUACGAAAAACCUGGAUAAGGCUCUUGGUUUUCAUACGCAGGAAUUAACUUUAAGGCAAGAAGCUGGUGAUCUGCGUGGUGAAUGCAGAGCACAUGGAAACUUGGGUGCUGUGCAUAUGGCGCUGGGACAGUACACUCAUGCGGUUAAGUGUUAUCAGGAACAAUUAGAGAGAGCGAAAGAGCUAGCGGAUUCUGGAGUUGAAGCCCAAGCUUUAGGAAAUUUGGGCAUAGCUAGACUUAAUAUGACACAUUACGAGGACGCUAUUGGUUAUUUCGAACAACAGUUAGCAACUUUAGAACCGCUAACUACUAGCACUGCUUUACUCGACAAAGCUCGAGCACUCGGAAAUUUGGGAGACUGCUACGAAGCCUUGGGUGAUCUGGAAGAAGCUAUUAAAUGUCAUGAACAACAACUAGCAGCCGCUAUGAAGUUGAAGAGUAUAAGAGAUCAGGAGAGGGCGUACAGAGGAUUGGGAAGAGCUCGUGAGGCUACCGGGGACUUACAGGAAGCCUUGGUGUGUUUCGAGAAAAGAUUAGUAGCCGCUCAUGAAGUGGAUAGUCCUGAAGCUAGAGGUGCCGCUUACGGUGAUCUAGGAAGAGUACAUGCCGCGUUAGGUAAUCACGAGCAGGCUGUCAGUUGUUUGUCGCAUCAAUUAGCCCUUGCUCGCGGACUUGGUGACAAAACGGCCGAGGCCGAGGCCGCCAGCGGUUUAGGAGCAGUCCAUCUUCUGAUGGACGAUCCGAACUCCGCGUUACACCAUCAUCAAUUAGAGCUAUCAAUUGCCGAGGGUCUAGACGCAGCCGGAUUGCAGGCUCGCGCCUGUGCUAAUCUGGGAGUGACUCAAGAAACGUUGGGGCAAUAUGAGGAAGCUAUAAGGUUGCAGGAGCAAUCGUUGAGCCUUGCCGCUGCGGCGGGUGAUCAACUUGCCCGAGCGGCGGCUUUCGCGAGUCUGGGCCGACUUCAUCAUCUCUGUGGAGACCUGCCACGCGCUUUGAGUUAUCUUCAGUCUGGUCUGUCGCUAUCCGAGGGCUUAGGUAGAAGGGAAGAAACCGCCAGAUUGAGACACAGACUUGGGCUUGUGCAUUGGGAGGCUGGCGAAGAAAUCAUCUCCGUGGAACACUUAGAAAAGGCCGCGAAUCUCUUAGAAUCAUUAGAUGGAACUUCUGUGUCCCUUUCUUGUGGUCAACCUAAUCGAGUCGAGUUACUAUCAGAAACAUACAGGAUGUUGCAAAAAGUAUUGAUCAAUCUAAACCGAGCAGAAGAGGCUUUGAAUUGGGCGGAGAGAUCAAGAAGAUCUAAGAGUAAUUCCCUGGACGACGUAGCUCACUAUUCCGAGAUUAUUGAUCGACAACGUGGAAUUAUUUUGUAUUACAGCGAGGUGGGAUGUGAAUUGCAUGCCUGGUGCUUAGCUCCAGGUCGUGGAUUACUACGAUUCCACUCCGCUACAUUAGACGAUGGGGUAGGUUUGGAAAAAAGGGUUCUUCAAGCACGUGAAGCACUCUUGGACGAGAGCAACGAGCUCAUCGAAGAAUCCACCAAAAUUCCGUCAAGAGGUCAUCAUUUGAAUGCCAGUUCCUACAGUUUAAGUAGCCUCUUCAGUGUUGGGUCCGUAAGCUCUCGCGCCGGAAGCGCUCGUUGGGGACGAGGCGCGAAAGGACCUACGUGGCAGGCACCAUUGCCGAUACAGGUGCUUUAUGAUCUUCUUCUUGCCCCGUUUGAAGAUCUGUUACCACCGCCGCGAAAGGAGUUGAUCAUGGUGGUAGAAAAGUCUCUCUAUUUGGCGCCAUUCCCGGCUUUGCAGUCCAAUCCAGGCGAGGAUUAUCUGUGCGAGAGAUUUUCGUUAUUGGUGGUGCCGUCCCUUGCGGCGCUCAGAAAGAGAUCUAAGACGCCCGUACUAGAAGGUGGUGCUACCGUGGCUGCACUAGUUGCUGGAAAUCCUGUUCUGCCAGAGGAUAUUCGAGAGGAGUAUGGUUGGCCCGAAAGUGUUGCUUCCACUGAGACCGAGUCGGAAAUAGUCGCUGAAUUGUUAGAGGCCCGCGCAAUGACUGGACUGGAAGCGACUAGAUCAAUGGUUCUGCGAUCUUUACCAGAUGCGGAAUGCGUUCACCUAACAGUUCCAGUCUUCUGGAAUACUGGCAGUCUAGCAUUCUCGCCUGAUCAAUGCGAGGAGCCAUCCGAGAGACCAGAGUACUUGAUAAGUCAGUUGGAUUUACUCAGGCUAAAGAUGUCCGCCCGUUUGGUAGUAGUGUCCAGCGGUCAUAGUUGGAGCAAUGUUGAUUGCACAAAUGCUACAUCGGACGGUAUACAAAAUCUCGCUAAAACUCUAUUGAGCACAGGUGCGCAAUGUGUGCUCAUAGGAAUGUGGGCGGUACCACCAACCGCCGGCAGCAUCUUAUUGCGAGCGUUCUACAGUGCAAUGUUGCAAGGUGCGAGAGCAUCGCGUGCAUUAGCUGAGGCGAUGCAGACUGUCCAACAUACCAGACAUUUUGCUCACCCAGCUAACUGGGCCGGUUGGCUGCUUAUUGGCGGAGACACGAGAUUAUCCAACAAGGUCGCGCUCAUGGGUCAAGCGCUGGCGGAAUUAUUACGCAGUGGUCCCGAACAGAGCAGGGACGCACUGCGAGUGACGCUUCAUCUGGUAGAGAAAUCAUUACAGAGAAUUCAUCGCGGACAGAAAAACGCUAUGUAUACGACUCAGCGCAGUAUUGAGAACAAGGUGGGCGCGGCCACCGGUUGGCGAGAACUCCUGAUGUCCGUGGGUUUCAGAUUUGAGCCAGCCGGCAACGGUAUACCGUCCUCCGUGUUUUUUCCACAAAGUGAUCCUGAAGAAAGAUUGACAAGAUGCAGUGCCAGUUUACAAGCUCUACUAGGAUUAGGUCAAUCGUCGUUACAUGCUUUGGCCAGGCUCUUACAAGCGCCAGAAGCCGCAGAAGACGUCAUCGCUGCCAUGAGAAGAGCCAGUUGUGCUACAGAAGGACAAGAAGUUGUACUGCCUGUACAUGUUUGGAGAGCAUCCGGAUCACAUGAACUAUUCGCUAGCUUAGGCUUCGAUUUGAUGGAAGUUGGGCAGUCGGAAGUGAUACUGAGAACAGGCAAACAAGCCUCACGUAGAGCCGUCCAGUUUGCUCUUCAAGCUCUUCUCGCAUUAUUUGAUACACAGGAAGCACCAAAAAGUCUUAGCUUAGAUUCAGGCAGUUCAAUGGAAAGCUUAGCUUCUGUAGCUCAUACAGAAAAAAAUCUUGUAGAACGACCACGAUUGGGAGGGGCGUUCGCAAGUUACGUACGACAUCGUGGUGAACCAGACGGAAAGACCAUGGAACCACCGAACGUUUUGAUACCAGCAUCGCGACAGCCAUGUCAAAAUGGUGGAGGUGAAUCGGAUGUGGCGUUUACACCUAGUCCUCCUGUAGCGCUUAAUUUGAACCAUCAGACUCGUAUUCGAAAUCUUUAUCCCGAUCAGAAUCCAAUGAGGCCUGGUUCGAGCUCGAGCAGCUCAGUGACAGAUUGGGACAAUGGCCAUGCCACUGUAUUGAGACGGCAGCCAUUGCCACCGUUGCCGGCUAAUGUGCUAGAGAGGUUGAGCGUGAGAACGGAGAUCAACACGAGUUCAUCGAGAAAACCGCGGCAUUCUACGACAGCAAAUGAGGACAUCUGCAAUGCGCAGACCGACGCGACUCAAUCCACGGAGACACAUCCACAGAAUCUAAGGAACCUGGCCACUUCCCUGACAAGUCUGACGCGCGAGCUCACACCCACGAUCUCGGAGGUGUACCACGAGCGCAAUUUGGGAUUGGGUCUGGCGCCAUCUUUAUCGAAAUUGCUGGAGGAGGUUGGCGCUGUGUCCGAAAACGAGGAGUCGCAAUCAGCAAAGACAGUGAGCCAUGGUCAGACACAGAAUUGGAUACCGAACGAGCCGGAGCUCUGCCGAAGGGAUGAGGCCGAUGGUAGAUCUAUCGCGGAAUCGCAGUGCAGCGCCGCCAGUUCGAAUAAAAUACCUCGGAAAGCUCCUGCGCCACCAGUAUAGAUUAUUUAUAUUUAUAAGUUAAAAUGUAAUUUCGCGGAGUAUAGUACUGGGUACCAAAGAAUGGGAGAUAUAUCGGAAAACAGAUGGUCGCCGCCUUGCAGCCAUAGCAGGGCCGAAACAAGACGAUCAACAAAGCGUAGUGCGAAUUUAUUUGUCAAUAUAUUCCUGGGUAUUCGAGUCAUUCAUGAUGAAACCCUGAAAGAAUAUCCUAACAACGUAAAUGCCUUAACACUCGCUAGAUGCACAUAUUUGCAUGUCCGUUUUUUUUUCAUAUGUCAGAGCUCGUGAUGUAACGAGUUCUAUAAUAUAUACGUACAAGGACAAAAUAAUCUCGCUAAUAAGCGUUAAUAUGCUCAAGUAUAAUUUUAAUAUUGUAAUCCGUCCAAACGUUUAAUUAUUAACAUUCUUAAUAUAGCAAAAAACGGUUUGUAGAGUACAUACAUAUGUUCAAUGAGCUAAAGGAUCAACUUCACUAUUCUCACUUAUGAUUGAUCUGUCUAAUAAACAGUAUUUAACUGCAGA